AUGCCAAUCGGUGCAGCAAAGAAAAGGAAUGUGAAUCGUGCAAACAAUCCAAACGCCACCAACACUCCAAUGAGAAAGUCCUUCCACGCCACUGUUGGUAGACGUCUGGGACUCGAGCGCUUCGGCACGUCGUAG
Heterostelium album PN500 is the source of this 135-nucleotide messenger RNA. RefSeq lists its product as uncharacterized. Lineage: Eukaryota; Evosea; Eumycetozoa; Acytosteliales; Acytosteliaceae. The record is from RefSeq and is a predicted model, not a curated record. The transcript has a single exon. Bases 1 to 135 code for a protein of 44 amino acids.